GUGGUGUCCAUGGGCCUGUACGUGGGGGAGAAAGCGUAUCUGAGGAGCAGCUGGAACAUCCUCGAUGGUUUCCUCGUGUUCGUGUCCCUGAUCGACAUCGUGGUGUCCAUGGCGGGCGGAGCCAAGAUCCUCGGGGUUCUCCGGGUUCUCAGGUUGCUUCGGACGCUCCGCCCCCUCAGGGUGAUCAGCAGAGCUCCAGGGCUGAAGCUGGUCGUCGAGACGCUCAUCACGUCCCUCAAGCCCAUCGGCAACAUCGUGCUCAUCUGCUGCGCCUUCUUCAUCAUCUUCGGUAUCCUUGGUGUUCAGCUCUUCAAAGGGAAGUUCUACUACUGCGUGGGUUUCGACGUGAAGAACAUCACCAACAAAUCCGACUGUCUGGCUGCCAACUAUCGAUGGGUGCACCACAAAUACAACUUUGACAACCUCGGACAGGCUCUGAUGUCGCUGUUUGUGUUGGCCUCUAAAGACGGCUGGGUGAACAUCAUGUACCACGGGCUGGACGCAGUGGGCAUAGACCAGCAGCCGUCGACCAACAACAGCCCGUGGAUGCUGCUCUACUUCAUCUCCUUCCUGUUGAUCGUCAGCUUCUUCGUCCUCAACAUGUUCGUGGGCGUGGUGGUGGAGAACUUCCACAAGUGCCGGCAGCACCAGGAGGUGGAGGAGGCCAAGAGACGGGAGGAGAAACGCCAGCGUCGCAUGGAGAAGAAGAGGAGAAAGGCCCAGAAGGUGCCCUACUACGCCUCAUACGGCCAAACACGGCUGGCCAUCCACACUCUGUGUACGAGCCACUACCUGGACCUUACCAUCACCUUCAUCAUCUGCAUCAACGUCAUCACCAUGUCUCUGGAGCACUUCGGCCAGCCAAAGGUGGGCAUGGUGGGGGUGUUAGAGUGA
Messenger RNA from Gymnodraco acuticeps, 894 nucleotides. RefSeq names its product voltage-dependent T-type calcium channel subunit alpha-1I-like. Lineage: Eukaryota; Metazoa; Chordata; Actinopteri; Perciformes; Bathydraconidae. The record is from RefSeq and is a predicted model, not a curated record. The transcript is spliced from 6 exons. Gene Ontology annotation, biological process: neuronal action potential; positive regulation of calcium ion-dependent exocytosis; sodium ion transmembrane transport. Gene Ontology annotation, cellular component: voltage-gated sodium channel complex; neuron projection; plasma membrane. The annotation marks the transcript as partial. Gene Ontology annotation, molecular function: voltage-gated sodium channel activity; low voltage-gated calcium channel activity.